Triticum dicoccoides is the source of this 1309-nucleotide messenger RNA. Its product is annotated as protein TIC 20-I, chloroplastic-like. NCBI's taxonomy places the organism in Eukaryota, Viridiplantae, Streptophyta, Magnoliopsida, Poales, Poaceae. The record is from RefSeq and is a predicted model, not a curated record. Bases 185 to 1003 code for a protein of 272 amino acids. The transcript is spliced from 3 exons.
UCCCCUCCGAUUCACGGGGCUAAAGAAAUUCGAGUCCACGGAGCCGACACAAAAGCCUAUCGCGAGGCGACGGAGCGGCGGCGCAAGAAAUCGAGCGGAGCCGCGGUGCCGCCGGCGACGCCUCCGACCACGACGGUCGCCUCUCUCCGUUGCAGAUUUUGUCCAAGAUCCUGCUUUGCACACGAUGCUGCCUUGUCAAGGAGUAGCUACUGCGACUGCAAAUUCUCAGCUAUUUGGAUUCCCUGCUGCAAACCGCUACGGAUAUCCUGCAAGAUCACCGGUUUUUUCUAAACAAGCGUUUCUCAAGUUGCGGGCAUCGGCACUUCGUUGUGACAAGAAAAUCCCCCCUCUGAGAGCUUGUUUUGAUUUUUCCGCUCGUGCUGUAUCUUCAUCUCUCGCAAAGUAUGAUUCUGUAAUGGGCAACAAUCCCUUCAAGCCAUUGCCAUCAAUCCGCAGCUCGCACCCAAGAUCUCAAGUUAGUUGUCAGGCAUCUUUAGCAUCAUUCAGCUACCCUGAACUAUCUUCUAAACCCAAAUGGUGGUGGAGGACCCUGGCAUGUGUACCUUACCUUCUGCCACUGCACAACAUGUGGUCGCACGCGGAUGCUGUGUACCAGCUUCAUCCAUACUUGCAACAGUUUGGGCUGUUUUAUGCCUUCAUUGAUACAAUGGCACUAGUCCCUGGAUGGCUUUUCCUGAUGAUCUUCAUGACUGUCUACUUCUUUGUGGUGAGACGGAAGUGGUCGCCGCACUUUUUGCGCUAUCACAUCAUAUUGGCCAUUCUUCUUGACACGGGCUCUCAGGCUCUGGCGACCAUGUGCAACUGGAAUCCAAGCAUUGUCUUUCAGGGUAAACCAAUGGCGUAUUUCUGGAUGACACUGGCCUUCAUUCAGAUCUUCACAGUUGUCGAGUGUAUGAGGUGUGCCCUUUCAGGAAUGUAUCCUAACGUUCCAUUCAUAUCCCACACAGCGUUCAUCCAUUCUGAUCUGAACCUGUUCAGGUAAUUGGCUAGUGCAAAUGUGCAUCUGAAAAUGUAAGAGGGGUUAAGGAACUGUGUGUGAGAUAGAGAACUAGCUGAGGCAAAAAUGGUUUGGAAGUGUAUUUCGGGACAUAAGAAGGGGAUGCAAGUAUAUGCAAUCAUCACGGGUAAUUGUACUAGCUUCUCAGGACUCUGCAGUGUUAUACUGCAUCAUUUCAUGAAGUUCCAGGGGACACCUGACUUCAAAUUUUUUGUGUGGCUUGGUUUGUAAACGACAAGCAAUUCGAAAUGAUGUUUAAUUUGACCAGUAUGCUUAUGUUGGAGCUCCCAA